AUGACUUCUCAGCGGUCUCUCCCUGCAGAUGACUUCGGUAUCUACUACGUCCUUGCAGAGUGCACAGAUUACUAUGAUACCCUUCCAGUUAAGGAGGCUGAUGGGAACCAGCCCCAUUUUCAGGGCGUCACUGGCUUGCGGAACUUGGGCAACACAUGCUACAUGAAUGCCAUCUUACAGUGUCUCUGCAGCAUCUUGCCGCUGGUGGAAUACUUUCUCUCCGGGAAGUAUAUCACCGCUCUUCAAAAUGAUUGCAGUGAAGUUGCCGCUGCUUUUGCCUACCUGAUGACAGACAUGUGGCUGGGAGACUCAGACUGUGUCUCAUCAGAAAUAUUCCGGUCAGCUCUUGGCAACCUCUACCCAGCAUUUACGAAAAAGAGGCAACAAGAUGCUCAGGAAUUCUUGAUUUAUGUCCUAAAUGAACUUCAUGAAGCUCUAAAAAAGAUUUCCAGAGCACCAAAAAUAAUUAUUUUUCACCUAAAAAGGUUUGACAUUCAGGGUACAACGAAAAGGAAGCUCAGAACGGAUAUUCAUUACCCACUCACUAACUUGGACCUCACUCCUUAUAUUUGCUCAAUUUUCCGGAAAUAUCCUAAAUACAACCUCUGUGCAGUGGUGAACCAUUUUGGUGAUCUGGAUGGUGGCCACUACACUGCUUUCUGCAAGAAUUCAGUCACCCAGGCCUGGUAUAGCUUUGAUGACACACGAGUCAGUGAGAUUCCAGACACUUCUGUUCAAAAUGCUACAGCGUAUCUCCUGUUCUAUAGCUGCCAGCCCUUUUCCAUACCAAUACAAAAGCGUUAAGAGCCAGGAAAAUGGUGUUUCCUGAACACUGCAAAACAAGCAAUCAGCAUCUGGUGGUAGAGUUUUGCUUGGUCAUUAAACUCUUAGAACUUACUUGCAUCAUUAACAUUUUCAUGCCUUGUGGGCAUGUUAUACAACCUUUUAUCUUAAGAUAAAUCUGUCGUCCAGAAGAUGGGUCUUGGUUCACUGAAAGAGGCAGUGUGAAUAUAAUGCAAUGCUAAUGGAUGGAGGCCUUCAAAACACUGCAAUUAUAUAGUGAGUUCAGGUUUCAAAAUUCAGUGUUUAUCAGAAAAUUUCUCAUAAUCAUAUAUAUUCAACAAAUUAUUUUCCAGAUACUCAUGAAGCUAAACAAAAAUAAUUUUUGUUCAAAUGGCUCUGAGUUUAAGAAUAUGAUUUGAAUAUAUUUGAUACAGUAAUUUAGCCAAGAAGUGGUCUCUUAGACUAAUUGUAAAACAUGAAAAGUUGUCAGCUUCACAAUUUGAACCCCAUCCUUUCAUCUUCUCCCUGAGAGCCUGCUAAUGGUGGUCUCUUUCUGAAACACUUUUGGAAUCUUAUUUAUUUUUAUAUGGAGUGUUUUACUGACUACAUAUAUAGCAACUGAGUCCCUCGGUUAAGUAAGUUAUAAGCUCCUUUAACCCUCUUAAUACAUCACUCUGUAAAGAUGUAGUUUAUAAUGCAGUUCACUUUGCAAUCAUGCCUGACUCCCGGCAUUUUUACUUUAAUAUUUAGAAUGAAUAUUCUCAAUAUGUGAGAAUACUAGUCUUGAAAGAAUGACUCUGGGUAUUAUAUAGCACGUGUGUGUAUAAAAUCUAUGGUUUUACUGUCCUAUAUUUGAUAAUACAAUAUUAAAGACAGAACAUCCACAGGGUUAUAAAUUAUUUUUCUCAUUAAGAUUUUAAUGUAGCUGUAAAUGAAAUUCUCGUUUUAAAAAAAUUAGUUUCCAUUUAUUUUUUUAGAAUAAAGGUUUAGUGCACAAAUACAGCCCAAAGCCAACAGAAAAAUCGCUUUGCCCUGUCAUUUCCCUAAGAAAGCACUGAAGUUACUCAAAAUAGGCUGAAAG
Molecule: messenger RNA, 1864 nt
Organism: Nomascus leucogenys (northern white-cheeked gibbon)
Lineage: Eukaryota; Metazoa; Chordata; Mammalia; Primates; Hylobatidae
Gene: USP50
Product: ubiquitin specific peptidase 50
Exons: 6
Coding region: 1-804 (267 amino acids)
Biological process (GO): endosome organization; Ras protein signal transduction; protein K48-linked deubiquitination
Cellular component (GO): midbody; postsynaptic density; extrinsic component of endosome membrane
Molecular function (GO): cysteine-type deubiquitinase activity
Source: RefSeq, a predicted model, not a curated record